GGCACUUGCUCUUAUUUCUUUCAUCUGGUACUUUUCCUCUGUUUUGUUAAUGUCUGCUGCUGAUUUUUCUCCUUGUUCUCCAUUACCCCCAGGCCGUGGAGGCUAUAGAGGCCGUGGAGGCUUUCAGGGAAGAGGUGGAGACCCCAAAAGUGGGGAUUGGGUUUGCCCUAAUCCGUCAUGUGGAAAUAUGAACUUUGCUCGAAGGAAUUCCUGCAAUCAGUGCAAUGAGCCUAGACCAGAAGAUUCUCGUCCCUCAGGAGGAGAUUUCCGGGGGAGAGGCUACAGUGGAGAGAGGGGCUACAGAGGUCGUGGGGGCAGAGGUGGAGACCGAGGCGGCUAUGGUGGAGAUAGAAGUGGUGGUGGCUAUGGUGGAGACAGAAGCGGCUGUGGUGGCUACGGCGGAGAUAGAAGAGGGGGUGGCUAUGGUGGAGACAGAAGUGGGGGUGGCUAUGGUGGGGACAGAGGAGGCGGCUAUGGCGGAGAUCGAGGAGGCUACGGUGGAGAUCGAGGUGGCUACGGCGGAGAUCGAGGAGGCGGCUAUGGCGGAGAUCGAGGAGGCUAUGGCGGAGAUCGAGGAGGCAGCUAUGGCGGAGAUCGAGGAGGUGGCUAUGGUGGAGAUCGAGGCAGCUACGGUGGAGAUCGAGGUGGCUACGGCGGAGAUCGAGGAGGCGGCUAUGGUGGAGAUCGAGGCGGCUACGGUGGAGAUCGAGGAGGCUAUGGAGGAGAUCGAGGAGGCGGCUAUGGCGGAGAUCGAGGAGGAGGCUACGGUGGAGACCGAAGUGGAGGCUAGGGAGGAGACAGGAGUGGCGGCUAUGGAGGAGACCGAGGUGGGGGCUAUGGAGGAGACCGAGGUGGCUAUGGAGGCAAAAUGGGAGGAAGAAACGACUACAGAAAUGAUCAGCGCAACCGACCAUACUGAUGACUGUUUUUAAUGUUCCUUUGUCUCUGACAUGAUCCAUAGUG
Molecule: messenger RNA, 963 nt
Organism: Galeopterus variegatus (Sunda flying lemur)
Lineage: Eukaryota; Metazoa; Chordata; Mammalia; Dermoptera; Cynocephalidae
Product: TATA-binding protein-associated factor 2N-like
Exons: 4
Source: RefSeq, a predicted model, not a curated record